GCUGCGCCUCUUCUCUUGGGGCGCUCUUCCCCUUGAUCGACCGUCGCAUCCCGCUCAACUUGGGACAGUGGCCGUUUGGUGUUGAAUGUUUCCCUCCGAGAGCGCAUGGCUGGAGAAGCGAGGCGCGGGUCGGGACCCCGAGGGGCCGCCGUCCGGGAGGCGGUGAUGCUGCUGCUGUGCCUGGGGGUCCCGACCGGGCGCCCCUACAACUUGGACACCGAGAGCGCGCUGCUCUACGAGGGCCCCCCCAACACCCUGUUCGGCUACUCGGUGGUGCUGCACAGCCAUGGGGCGAACCGAUGGCUCGUGGUGGGGGCGCCCACGGCCAACUGGCUUGCCAAUGCUUCUGUGGUCAAUCCCGGGGCGAUUUACAGAUGCCGGAUCGGAAAGAAUCCAGACCGGACGUGCGAACAGCUCCAGCUGGGUAGCCCCAGUGGAGAACCUUGUGGAAAGACUUGUUUGGAAGAAAGAGACAAUCAAUGGUUGGGGGUCACGCUUUCCAGACAGCCAGGAGAAAAUGGAUCCAUCGUGACUUGUGGGCAUAGAUGGAAAAAUAUAUUUUACAUAAAGAAUGAAAAUAAACUCCCCACGGGUGUUUGCUAUGGAAUGCCCUCUGAUUUACGAGCAGAACUAAGUAAAAGAAUAGCUCCAUGUUACCAAGAUUUUGUGAAAAAAUUUGGUGAAAAUUUUGCAUCAUGUCAAGCUGGAAUAUCUAGUUUUUACACAGAGGAUUUAAUUGUGAUGGGAGCCCCAGGAUCAUCUUAUUGGACUGGCUCUCUUUUCGUCUACAAUAUAACUACAAAUAAAUACAAGGCUUUUUUAGACAAAGAAAAUCAAGUAAAAUUUGGAAGUUAUUUAGGAUACUCAGUUGGAGCCGGUCAUUUUCGGAGUCAGCAUACUACUGAAGUAGUUGGAGGGGCCCCUCAGCAUGAACAGAUUGGUAAAGCAUACAUAUUCAGCAUUGACGCAAAAGAACUAAAUAUCUUACAUGAAAUGAAAGGUAAAAAGCUUGGCUCUUAUUUUGGAGCUUCUGUCUGUGCCGUGGACCUCAACGCAGAUGGCUUCUCAGACCUUCUCGUGGGAGCGCCCAUGCAGAGCGUCAUCAGAGAGGAGGGGAGAGUGUUCGUGUACAUCAACUCUGGCUCGGGAGCGGUAAUGAAUGAAAUGGAAACAGAGCUCACUGGAAGCGACAAAUAUGCUGCAAGAUUUGGAGAAUCUAUAGUUAAUCUUGGCGACAUUGAUAAUGAUGGCUUUGAAGAUAUUGCUAUUGGAGCUCCACAAGAAGAUGACCUGCGAGGUGCUAUUUACAUUUACAACGGCCGAGCAGAGGGGAUCUCAUCAGCCUUCUCACAGAGAAUCGAAGGACUUCAAAUCAGCAAGUCAUUAAGUAUGUUUGGACAGUCCAUAUCUGGACAAAUUGAUGCAGACAAUAAUGGCUAUGUAGAUGUAGCAGUUGGUGCUUUUCGGUCUGAUUCUGCUGUGGUGCUAAGGACAAGACCUGUAGUGAUUGUUGAAGCUUCUUUAAACCAUCCUGAGUCAGUUAAUAGAACGAAUUUUGACUGUAUUGAAAAUGGAUUGCCUUCUGUGUGCAUGGAUCUGAAACUCUGUUUCUCAUACAAGGGCAAAGAGGUUCCAGGUUAUAUUGUUUUGUUUUAUAACAUGAGUCUGGAUGUGAACCGAAAGGCGGAGUCUCCAUCGAGAUUUUACUUUUCUUCAAAUGGAACCUCUGAUGUGAUUACAGGAAGCAUGAAAGUAUCAAGCAGAGCGGCUAACUGCAGAACCCAUCAAGCAUUUAUGCGGAAAGAUGUGCGGGACAUCCUCACCCCAAUUCAGAUCAAAGCUGCUUACCACCUUGGGCAUCACGUCAUCAGUAAACGAAGCACAGAGGAAUUCCCGCCCCUUCAGCCAAUUCUUCAGCAGAAGAGAGAAAAGGAUGUGAUUGAAAAAACAAUAAACUUUGCAAGGUUUUGUGCCCAUGAAAAUUGUUCUGCAGAUUUACAGCUUUCUGCAAAAAUUGGAUUUUUGAAGCCACAUGAAAAUAAAACCUAUCUUGCUGUUGGAAAUAUGAAGACGUUAAUGUUGAAUGUGUCCUUGUUUAAUGCUGGAGACGAUGCAUAUGAAACGACUCUGCAUAUCAAACUACCCACUGGUCUUUAUUUCAUUAAAAUUUUAGAUCUGGAAGAGAAACAAAUAAACUGUGAAGUCACAGACAGCUCUGGCAUAGUAAAACUUGACUGCAAUGUUGGUUAUAUAUAUGUAGAUCAUCUCUCAAGGAUAGACGUUAGCUUUCUCCUGGAUGCGAGUUCGCUCAGCAGAGCAGAAGAGGAUCUCAACAUCACAGUGCAUGCCGCCUGUGAAAAUGAAGGGGAAAUGGACGAUCUGAAGAGUAACAAAGUGACUUUAGCAAUACCUCUCAAAUAUGAAGUCAUGCUAGCUGUUCAUGGGUUUGUAAGCCCAACUUCUUUUGUGUAUGGAUCAGUGGAGGAAAAUGAGCCUGGAACAUGCAUGGCAGAGAAAAUGAACCUCACUUUCCAUGUUAUCAACACUGGCUAUAGCAUGGCUCCAAAUGUUAGUGUGGAAAUAAUGGUACCAAAUUCUUUUAUCCCCCAAACCAACAAGCUGUUCAACAUUUUGGACGUCCAGACUACUACUGGAGAAUGCCAUUUUGAAAAUUAUGAAAGCAAUUGUGUGUCAGAGCAGCAAAAAGGUGCAUUGGAGACCCUAAAAGACAUAUUUAGAUUCUUGUCAAAGACUGAUAAGAGGCUAUUGUACUGCAUGAAAGCUGAUCCAAACUGUUUAAAUUUCUUAUGCAAUUUUGGGAAAAUGGAAAGUGGAAAAGAAGCCAGUGUUCAUGUUCAGCUGGAAGGCCGGCCAUCCAUUUUAGAAAUGGAUGAGACUUCAGCACUGAAGUUUGAAAUAAGAGCGACAGCGUUUCCAGAGCCAAAUCCAAGAGUUAUUGAACUAAACAAGGAUGAGAAUGUUGCGCAUGUUCUCCUCGAAGGACUACAUCAUCAGAGACCCAAACGUCAUUUCACUAUAGCGAUUAUUUCAAGUAGCUUGCUACUUGGACUUAUUUUACUUUUAUUCAUUUCAUAUGUCAUGUGGAAGGUUGGCUUCUUUAAAAGACAGUACAAAUCCAUCCUACAAGAAGAAAACCGAAGAGACAGUUGGAGUUACGUGAACAGUAAAAGCAAUGAUGAUGAUUAAAGACUUCUUUCAAAUUGAGAG
Molecule: messenger RNA, 3228 nt
Organism: Equus quagga
Lineage: Eukaryota; Metazoa; Chordata; Mammalia; Perissodactyla; Equidae
Gene: ITGA4
Product: integrin subunit alpha 4
Exons: 28
Coding region: 106-3207 (1033 amino acids)
Biological process (GO): cell-matrix adhesion; integrin-mediated signaling pathway; cell adhesion mediated by integrin
Cellular component (GO): external side of plasma membrane; integrin complex
Molecular function (GO): integrin binding
Source: RefSeq, a predicted model, not a curated record